UUUUUUGGGUGGUUUCGGGUUUUUCGGCCAUUCAAAAAUCGUUUCCCGGCAGCAAAACCUGGCGGAAAACUCCGAGCUGGGCUUCCCUGGAAAGCAGCGGGAUGUGAUCCAAUCCCGGGCUUGGAUUUGGGUUAAAAUCCUGGAAUUUUCGUCCCUGGAGGUGUCCAAGGAACACCGAGGUGGGAGUCGGUGACAUCUUGGACUGCUGGAUCCCGGAGCUCUUCUCCAGCCUCAUGGAUCCUGGAAUUCCCGCUCCAUCCACACCCUGAAAAUUUGAGGACAAAGCGGCGAAAUUUGGAGAAAGAAAAAGGCAAAAAACCCCCUUGGAUUUCAAAGCUCCUCCACCAAAACCAGUCAAGAUUUUCCAGCAGCAGAUCCACGACUGGAUUUUUUCCGGCCUUUCCCAGCCAUUCCACCAGGAAGGACCAUCCCCAUCCCCAGCCGAUCCCAAAUCCACCCAGAUCCACCGAGAACGAGGAUUUGGCUUCUCCCAGGGCAGUUUGAGGACCCCCCGGCGGGACGAUGGAAUUCCGGCGGGAAAGCCGAACCCAUUUUCUGCUUUUUUUCCGCUUUUUGAUUUUCGGGGCACGGAGCGCAGCCCCGCGCUUUGAAUAAUUUCCGACCGAAGAGGAUAAAAGACAAAGGUUGACUCAAUCGGCCCCAAAAACAGGAAAUGAGAGGCCUGGGGUCGAAGAACUUCCUGUCAGCACCUGCUCUGAACCCCGGGGCGGCGGAGGCUCCGUGACCCCGGGAUGGGCUCGGGCACUUGGCUCCGGCUGCUCCUCACCCUCGGAGCUCUUUGGGGGGUCGGGGCCAGGGAAACCGUGCUGGGAAUUCUGGGAGAGGCGACACUCCUGCGGAUCCCCCACCAGCUGCGGGAGCGCACCGUGGAAUUCGGGGAAGCCUCCUGGAAAAAAAUCAUGGAGGAGCCGCUGAAGAAGAAAUUCCUGCUGAAGAUUUCCGGCGGGAAUCCCGUGGAGUACGAGCCGGAGCGGAUGCGCUUCCACGAGCAGGACUUUUCCCUGGAAAUCCUCAACACCAGCCGGGAUGACCAGCGGCUCUACGAGUACAGCGUCAACAAGGGGUCGGAGGAGGAGGUCUGGCAGGUCCAGCUGGAAGUGUUCGAGCCGGUGGCCGAGCCCAGCAUCCGGAUCCUCCGUCGGGACUCCUCCAACGGGAGCUGCUCCCUGGCGCUGCGCUGCUCCUCGCAGCGGGGGGACGCGGUUUCCUACAGCUGGGACAGCCGGGACGGCGGAUCCGGGGGGAUCUGCUCCGGCAACGGCAGCGACCUGGCGCUCUCGUUCCCCCUGCGGAGCGCGGCCUUCGGCUGCGUCUGCACCGCCCGCAACCCCGUCAGCAGCCGCCGCGCCGCCUUCGACGCGGCCCAGUGCGGCUCCCAGCACAGGGGUGACCCCGGGGUGGGGACACGGCUCCUGGUGCCGCUGGUGGUGCUCGGCGUCAUCCUCAUCCUCAUCCUCAUCGUCAUCGUGGUCAUUGUCACCUUCAGGGACACCUGUGGCCAAAUUUGCUCGGUCAAAUGUGACCAGGACCCCUCCCGGGUCACCCCGGACCCCUCCCAGGUCACCCCGGCCAGCGCCACCAUCUACGCCCAGGUGCAGCGGGUGCAGAAGCCCCAAGGGACCGUCCCCAACGCCACACCCCUGUCCUGCACCACCAUCUACGCCGCGGCCACCGGGCCACCCCUGGCCCCCGACGGAGCCCCCCGGUCCCCGGCCGGGUCCCCAACCCCGCGGGGACGCCCCGCGCUGUCCCAGGAGCCCACGACGGUUUACGCCAGCGUGACCCUGCCCGUGGCCUGAGCCUCCCCGGGAUCCCCUCCCGGCUGGAAUCGCCGCCGGUCCCGGGGGAUCCUCUGGGGAUCCCCGAGCACCCCCAGAGGAAUCGAGCGGCGUGGCCGGCGUGCAGCGCUGUGGGAUGGUCAAGAGAGGGCUGGACACGGGAAAGGAACCUCUCCCGGCUGCGCGGGAGGAAUCCCAGCGGGAUCCCGGAGCCGUGGGAGAAGGGAGAGGGGCUCUGGAUGCGCCUGGAGCUGGGAAUGAUGGAUGAUCCAACGGGAAUGGUCAUUCCCACACCUGGAGUCCUUGGAAUGGUCAUUCCCAUUGCUGUGACUCCUGGAAUGGUCAUUCCCACACCUGUGACCCCUGGAAUGGUCAUUCCCACACCUGGAGCCCUUGGAAUGGUCAUUCCCACACCUGUGACCCCUGGAAUGGUCAUUCCCACACCUGUAGCCCUUGGAAUGGUCAUUCCCACAGCUGGAGCCCUUGGAAUGGUCAUUCCCACACCUGUAACCCUUGGGAAUGGUCAUUCCCACACCUGGAGCCCUUGGAAUGGUCAUUCCCACACCUGUGACCCCUGGAAUGGUCAUUCCCACACCUGCGGCCUCGGGAAGGCCGUCGGGAUUUGGACUCCAGCCUCAUCCCUGCGGAAUUUCACACCAGGAUCUCAUCCCGCGGUCCUGAAUUCCCAAGGGAACCCACAGGGACUUCAAAGAGCAAAAAACGGGAGGUGGUUUUGUUUCCUGAGCUCCGGAACGCGUUAAAAAUCCCAAAUCCGCCGGAUUUUGGCCCGAGGAGUGAGGGAUUUUGGCAGAAGCCAGGUCCUACCAAACUUUCCCAUUCCCAUCCUUUCCAAGGGAUUUCAUAAGCCCAAAAUACCUCAGGUGCCCGCAGCUCGUGGAUUGCAGCGGAGGGAAAGGAAAAUAAACUCGGAAUUUAGAGAA
This is a messenger RNA of Motacilla alba alba, 2740 nucleotides long. RefSeq names its product signaling lymphocytic activation molecule-like. NCBI's taxonomy places the organism in Eukaryota, Metazoa, Chordata, Aves, Passeriformes, Motacillidae. Bases 753 to 1820 code for a protein of 355 amino acids. The transcript is spliced from 8 exons. The record is from RefSeq and is a predicted model, not a curated record.